AUGAAGAACGCUCACCCGAUUAUAACAGCCACGUCGUCGUCGAGCCUGGUCAAUCCGGAUUCUUCGUCUUCCAAUGAACCUACGGAACCGAUCAUCAGAUUGAAGCUGGACAAGCCGCUCCACUGGGAGUGGGAGCUGACCACGUCCGCGGACACGCUUCCUGUCAUCCAGCUGCUAGACAAGGAUGGCCGUUUGUUGGUCGAGACGACUGGACGAACGGCGCAACGUGCCAGAGGCUCGUUUCGCGAAGGUCUCACGUCGCACGAAGAGUUUCCGGAGAAACCUUCCACUCUUUCGUCCUCCUUUUCGUCCUCGUCCGCGCCGAGCACGGUGAUUCAGCUUCCCUUGCAGGGGAACCGGAACGUCGACGGGUUCAGCUCCAAGUUCGGCACUUGCCAGUUCGGCUACAAGCCCCGGAAGUCGAGGAGCGAGGUGACCGUGAAAGAAAGAGAGAAGAAAGGGAAGAAGAGGUACACAGGAGGACCAGAGACUACUGUGAAACAAAACGAAGACACGAAAGCAUUCUUGAAGAGAUACUCCAGUGGAGACUAUCUCCGACAGCAGAUCAUAGACGACCUUCGAACGAAGAGCACGAUAGGUAAGACUCCAGAAGCAAUCGCAAAAGAGAGGUGUAAGAAGGUUAAAGCUUACCUGAGAAGUCAGAGCGAGAUUCUACCUAAGCUAGUUCACGUGGAAGAAGAGGAGAGCAGCGACGGUUCUAAGUUAAAGAUUGACAGAAAGGAGGACGAGAUUCGUAACGAGAGAAUCAGGGACGAAAUCUAA
Molecule: messenger RNA, 783 nt
Organism: Habropoda laboriosa
Lineage: Eukaryota; Metazoa; Arthropoda; Insecta; Hymenoptera; Apidae
Exons: 2
Coding region: 1-783 (260 amino acids)
Source: RefSeq, a predicted model, not a curated record